AGGCAGCGCCCAGAGGCGGAAGAGGCCGGUUUUUGCUCCGGCCACGUGAGGAGGGUGGGCGGGGCGUUAAAGUUCAUAUCCCAGUGUCCUUUGAAUCAACUUCCUUUUUUCUUUUUUCCGGCGUUCAAGAUGUCGAAGCGAGGACGUGGUGGGUCCUCUGGUGCGAAAUUCCGGAUUUCCUUGGGUCUUCCGGUAGGAGCUGUAAUCAAUUGUGCUGACAACACAGGAGCCAAAAACCUGUAUAUCAUCUCCGUGAAGGGGAUCAAGGGACGGCUGAACAGACUUCCCGCUGCUGGUGUGGGUGACAUGGUGAUGGCCACAGUCAAGAAAGGCAAACCAGAGCUCAGAAAAAAGGUACAUCCGGCAGUGGUCAUUCGACAACGAAAGUCAUACCGUAGAAAAGAUGGCGUGUUUCUUUAUUUUGAAGAUAAUGCGGGAGUCAUAGUGAACAAUAAAGGCGAGAUGAAAGGUUCUGCCAUUACAGGACCAGUAGCAAAGGAGUGUGCAGACUUGUGGCCCCGGAUUGCAUCCAAUGCUGGCAGCAUUGCAUGAUUCUCCAGUAUAUUUGUAAAAAAUAAAAAAAAAAACUAAACCCAUUAAAAAGUAUUUGUUUGCA
Molecule: messenger RNA, 616 nt
Organism: Pan troglodytes (chimpanzee)
Lineage: Eukaryota; Metazoa; Chordata; Mammalia; Primates; Hominidae
Gene: RPL23
Product: ribosomal protein L23
Exons: 5
Coding region: 130-552 (140 amino acids)
Biological process (GO): translation
Cellular component (GO): ribosome; cytosolic large ribosomal subunit
Molecular function (GO): structural constituent of ribosome; large ribosomal subunit rRNA binding
Source: RefSeq, a predicted model, not a curated record